Mercenaria mercenaria is the source of this 5480-nucleotide messenger RNA. RefSeq lists its product as uncharacterized. Bases 302 to 3871 code for a protein of 1189 amino acids. The record is from RefSeq and is a predicted model, not a curated record. Lineage: Eukaryota; Metazoa; Mollusca; Bivalvia; Venerida; Veneridae. The transcript has 7 exons.
UCGUCCUUGAGCGACAUCUGUUUAGUCUGAAGUUGUUUUCCACUCUUUAUUAAGGAAGUAUUUACUAUUUAAAAUGGCGGACAUUCGUUAUUUGAAGGAAGGCGAUUAAAAACAAAACUGUCUGAACAGUUAUGGAUGGAUAAUUCACGAUACGCUUGCUUUGGUUUACACGAUAUUCCUGUAAUUUGAUACAUUGGAGAGGUUAGAUAGAGCCAGUUUCAAGACACUUUACACAAAGGGAUCUGCAACAUAAGACGCAAAAUAAUACAACUAAUAAGGAACACACGUAGUAUCAUCAAACAUGGCUACUUCGCAGGCAUCACAAAACCGUGUUUACCUAUUCCGGCUGCAGAUGUUAAUCAUUGAUGGAGGAACUAUAGUUAUCCGGAACUUAUUUGAUCAAAAGCAUUCAGGUGUCCCAUUAGGAGUACUUCUCGCCCAAGAACAGUCGACGAUCAGUCGCCUGAAGAUGCAGAAAAAUAUAACGCAAAAGCAGUAUGAUCUCUUGUAUCCCCAAGGCAACCCUCCGUCAACAAAAUACUUCGACAUUACUCUUCUUGUCUGCUUGAUGAGGAACCUGAAGAUAUUUGGAUUAAAUAAGAAAUAUGCAUGGAACUCUGUGCCACAGAAAAACGACACUUCCACUGAGGCAGACAUUUCUAGACUGAAAGAGUUUCGCAACGAACUGGCUCAUACGAGUUCAACAACUGGAAUACAGCUCAGUGGGUUUCGCUUUAAAUGGACUGAAAUUGAACAGGUUUUGCUACGGUUGAAUACCUCUGUUUGUAUUCCUGUGCCGGACCUACAACAGACAAUGGAUGGCUUCAAAACAUGCACACUUGAUCCAGAAGAGGAGGAGAGAAUAGAGAAAGAAAUAAAGGCUUGGCAGGAGAUGGAAAAGAAUUUGGAAAACCAGCUACAGCUUGUGUCAAAAGAUGUGCAAGGCGUUAAGAAAGAAGUGCAAGCAUUGAAGAAAACUACACAGGAAGUUAACAAAAAUUAUCAACUGGUAAAGAAAGACGUUCAGAUGAUCCAGGAAAAUGUACAAGAACACAAGCAACGUACAUCAGAGCAUGCAGAACUCUUAACAGAUACCAAAAAUCGGGUAAUCGAACUAGAACAGCAAACGACGAAGAGGAAUCCCCUUAAAGCAUGUGUAGCAGCUACAGAAACAGUCUACGAAAAGCGAAAACAAGAACUGAAAAAUGAACUCAUUGUCUUCAAUAAUAACCACCACAGCAGCAUUCCGCUAAGUCCAUUGUUUGAGGACAACGAUACGUCUAUAACAGACUUUUAUAUCACACCAGACAUGCAUUCCAUGCAAGUAGAAAACUUUUCUCUCGAUGAAAAUGAAAUUAAAAACAUUUUGUCCCUUGAAGACAUUUUCUAUAGAGGAGACAAAAGAUGCACUGAAAUAUAUAUAACGGCAGAAGCGGGAUUUGGCAAAACAGCAUUUAGUAAGUGGCUGGCGGUAAACUGGUGUCAAGCUCACCGGGAGGAUGAUUGCAAAACUCAGUACUUUUCAGAUAAAGAUAUUGAAGCUUUGCGUAAAUUUGAGUUUCUCUUUCUUGUAUCUUUGAGAGAGGCAUGUCAAGACUGCUCUAUAGAUGACAUGAUUCAAAAUCAAAUUUUGAUAGAGUUAGCUCGGCCGUCUAUCUACACCACUGAAAUUUUGGAAGAGGUCUUAUCUAAUGAAAGAUGUCUAGUAAUAUUAGACGGUCUAGACGAAUGGUCACAUCCGGAAUCGGCAGCAUGUAAGAAGAUGAAGAAACUCGUCCCACAUCGAAAUGCAAGAGAAAAUUGCACUAUCCUUACAACAACUAGACCAUGGAAAUUAAAUGUUCUUGGACUUAGGAGGAGCGAGAUACACCGGAAAAUAGAAAUUAUUGGCCUCAGCGAAGAGUCUGUGGAAAAGUUGAAAAGAAAGGUAAUUGCAAAGGUAAAAAGGAAAAGGGAAAUCGAAGUGAAGGAUGAGAUUUGUAGUCUGAAUAAGCAGAUCAGAGAGAGGGAAAUCACACAUUUCCAAAAGGUUCCAUUGCUCUUGAUGUACCUGAUUUGUCUUUGGUGCGACGGUUUUCCGCUUGGGCGAUCUAAAUGCGAAUUCUUCUGCCAUAUCAUUGAACUUCUUCUUCAAAGAACGAUAAACAAAUACAAGGAACAAAUAGGAACCAUGCAAACAGACCUGCAAAGCGUCCCGAGUUGCUUCAAAGCAAACGAAUGUUGCAAAAGAUUUUACAGACUCCUACAAAUAUUAGGACGAUUAUCGUUUCAAACCCUGUUCCGCAAAACCAAUAAAAAUACCCUCGUUUUCGAUAGCUCAGAGGCUGAAAUUUAUCUCGAUGUUAAAGAUCUUAACUUUUGCCUUUUGGCUGGACUUUUAACACAAAACAAAGUGGACGUAAAAUUAACAUGUCGAAAAACAAAGAUUUCAUUUGCCCACAAAACCAUACAAGAAUUUCUUGCAGCACUUUAUAUGUAUUCUGAAUCAAACCGAACUGACAUGCUUAAUCACGUGCGUUCGAAAUGUGAUUCAGUGAAAGCCAUCCUCGAAAUGUCAAAUGUAUUUGUAUUUCUGAACGGCUUUUCCUUGGAUACGCAAACUUCAAAACAACUCUCAGAAAUACUGAUGAAAGUUGUAGCUAUGGACGACGUUACACAAACAUACAGAACCACAUCCCGUCUACAUAAUUACAGGCAAUCAGUACAACCACUUAAAGAUAUUCAAGACAUGUUUAUUGCCUGUCAUGAUGAAAAUGUGGAAACGGUGGAAGAGAUCUCCAACCUGCAUUUUCAAGACGUUUUUAUUGACGGGGAUUGUAAAUAUGGCAAAUACCCAUCGUACCUUCAAAAGUUGAUUGCUGUUAAUAAAGAACAUAUAAGCACACUCAGUAUAGAAAUAGAAGGUCUUCCCAGCUUAAAUAAAAUUUCUAAACAGUUCAGACUAGAUGAAAUUUGUGGUGUUGAUAAGGUAUGGUACAGAGGCGAAUGUUGUGAAGCUGAUAUCAUACGUCUUUUGACCGGCUCAGUACAUUCACUCAAGGCGUUUUCAUUAACAUCUUGUGAAUGGAAAGGAGAUGGUUUCAUACCAAGACGUGAUUCUUGGUCUCAUGAAAUGUGUGAAACCAUUCAGGGUAUGCAAAAUCUAGACGCUGUCAAUAUCGACAAUUUCCAGAUAAGUCAUGGCCAGCUAGAUGAAUUGAUGAGUUACCUCGCAGUAAGAACAUCAAUGAAAGAGAUCAAGCUUUCCAAUAUACUUUGUCUUGACGGCGAUCAAUGUGGUGGGCAUUCGCUGGACAUGUCCCUCCAUUCCAACCUAACGAUGUUAUCAUUAUGCAAUAUUUCGCUGUCAAAACUUGAAUUAAAUGUGUCGAUGUUGGAGCAUUGUAAGGUCGGACCAUUAUGUAAACCCGCUUUUGCGUCAGCGUGUCUUCACUUUCUUCCGUCAGCUAGUAAACUUCAUACAUUUUGGUGCAGUUAUCUAGUCUCGGCAGGAGACAUCAAAACAAUGUUGGACAUACUGCCUUUGUUAACUAACGUUAAAGAUGUUAGGUUGCGCAAUAUUGACCUAGGAGAGAAAUCGCUUACGAUCUCACACAAAAUGGUCAAUAUUAAUUAUAUUCGAUUAUUGUCUGUGAAAAUGUCUAGUACAUCGUUACAUGGUCUCGUUAAAGCAGCUGAGGAAUGUACGCACCAAGUAACAAUAGAUUUGCGGGGCUGUAUCGUAACGCCAGAAGAAGAGUUUAAGAAAGUAAGACAAUACAUACUGACAUCUGACUGUUUCGAUGUUUUAUUUGACAAUAUCAAUCAGUUCAAUGAUUACGCUUUUGAGUUUAAAACAACCACAGCGAAAGAAGCAAUACAACAGCAAUGAGAAGAAAAGAAGAUACCAUACAAAUUAUAUUCAAUGAUUGUUAAGUCUCAGCUUAAGCCAGCUAUAUUCGGCUUAAGAAGAAUUUAUCAGACAGAGUUAGAGAACUCAAUUGUUCUGAAGUAGCAGAAAGUAUAGCAACACUGGCCAACGAGACAUUUACUGAUAAAUAUUUACAGCAGUCUCGCAGAAACAGACAGAUAUGGUACUUUAUUCAGCUGUGUUGCAACUCCCUACGUAAGACUUGAAAGAAAAGUAAACUGACAAUAGACAAAGAGUGCAGAUGUCUCUGGCCUUUUGCGAAAUGAUCUAUUAAAAGUGAUUUUAUAUAGGAAUCAGUAUAUGCACUGCUAUAGCAGUAACCACAUGCUUAGAACAUUGAUAUUACAAUAUCAAAUUAUUUUGUUAGCGAAAAUGCUUUAAAAGUACUUAAUAAAUUUUAUGACAAAUUAUUUUUGUAAAUGACAUCCAUGAUGUAGCAAGAAUAUUUUAAAAGUAUUUGUCUUUGUAAUCAUUAUUGAUUUGUACUGUGACAAAAAUGUUUAUGAUUUAUGUUUAUCAGAUUUGAGUGUAUCUUAAAGUUUUAACAAGAUAUCAGAAAAACAAAGAAAAAUAUCAAACAGGGAAUGCCACGCACCAAAAGCGCAGACUUUUGACUAUAUGAAAAGUGUCAUCAUUUGUUAAAGAAAACAGAUCUCUCAUUAUUACAACCUAUGAUUAACCAAUAACUCAUUAAACUACGCAGAUGAAGGAGCUACAUUGAGCGCAAGAAGGCUGUCCUAGUAGAAUAAUGCUGUUGUACGAUUGGCGACAAAACUGGAUUGAGCGAUACCUACCACUUUUUUCAAUACCAAAGAACAAUUGAUGUUGAAGAAAUAUUAAUAACACCACUGACUUUAAGAGCAUUUAGACAAUGUAACGUUUGAUUUUAAAAGGGGGUUGUUGCAGGUUGCAAGUCCAGUAAAAGAUCCUUAAAAACAACCAAGCAAUACGAUAGCAGAGUCGGUUUGACUGUGUCUGUUUCAGAGAGGUAAUAAAAUGUGCAACACCCCUCAAAACCCCAAGCACUGACUUAAGCGGAAGUUCUACAUGUAAUGUUUUGAUCAAUGGAAAGGUUAUAAAACAAGCAAUUUAUUAAUUAAUUUUAAUUUCUAUUUCAAAAUAAAAUGAAUUAUUAUAAACGCUUAACUUACAGUGAUUUUCUAAACGUUUUGAACAUUACUAGGCCGAUUUUAAAAUUAAAACUUACAGUUAUUCAUUGAAAAAAGAUAUUUGAAUACGAAAAUAUGAAAAUUGUAAGUAUUUUAAACUUUUUGAUUUUUGAAAAUCCACAAAUGAGCAAAAACGUUAUUAGUAAUUUAAAAAUUCUGAUCCCAUACACACAAACGAUGUAAAAACAUUUGUUUUGCCCCGCCACCUGAUAAACAGAUGUUAAUGCUUGACGUCACGGCGAUCUCUCCUAUUGUAGACAGAAUCCUGUUACCUCAUUUUUAUUGUCUAUGGAAUGUUGAUAUGUUACUUUAUCAUUACAAAACUUGCAUGCCUAGUUAGCUACUUGGAGUAAUAUUAAUAAACUUAGUGAAUAAAUUCAUAUCAAUUGAGAUCCUUUGCU